CAACUCUCUUCUCUUUACCACAGUAUCAAAACGGCCGCCUCUGCCACCUACUUUUCCCACUUCCACUCCCUCUUGCUUUUCCCUUCCUUCCCCUUUCCUAUACCUCCUCCAUCAUCCAAAGCAACCCUCGCGGUGUUACUCGACCUCUCCCUUCCUAUCCUCCUCCCGUCCCCUCAUUCACCCGGUACUACCGUUGGGCUUUUUGAGCACCACCUGUUCCCGGUUUCUACUACGACUUGCAUCAAUCCUAGACAAGACAACCAGACACGAACCCCAAGUCACACAGACGUUGUUCGCCAUUGGACUUGAUUCCCCGCAGCCAGUUACACCGGGAUCGCCCAAGCUCAACUGUUACUGUGCCGCCAUAAUCCCGUCAUUCCGCCAUAUAUCCACAGUAAAGCAGCCUUACGGCGUCCAUACAUCACACUCAACAUUUAAGAAAUGUCGCCUCACUGCAACAUGGAUGACUCUUCCUCCGUCUCGUCCAGUGGUUACACCUCUGAGCCUGUGGCCAAUGGCGUGAGCAAUAGUUCUGCCGCUGCUACCACCACCAGCCAAUACAAGAACUUCUCCAAGAGCCGCCAUUUGAGGCACACACCUUCGGAUGAGAUCCACGAUCUCGUUUGCGUUGGCUUCGGCCCCGCCAGUAUUUCCGUCGCCAUUGCUACGCACGACGCUAUCGAGGCCGGCCAGCUUUCCGAGUCGCCCAAGGUCCUCUUCCUCGAGAAGCAGGCCGAUUUCGCCUGGCACGCCGGCAUGCUCCUUCCUGGAGCCAAGAUGCAGAUUUCCUUCCUCAAGGACCUUGCCUCUCUCCGCGAUCCCCGCUCCCACUUCACUUUCCUUAACUACCUGCACCAGAAUGAUCGCCUCAUCGACUUCAUCAACCUCAGCACCUUUACCCCUGCGAGAGUCGAGUUCGAGGACUACCUUCGGUGGUGCGCACGCCAUUUCGAUGACGUUGUAAGGUAUCAGACCGAGGUUGUGGCCGUUGAGCCCGUUCAGUCCUCCGGGCCUAACAAGCUCUUCACGGUUACUUCCCGCGACAUAAUUACUGGCGAGAUCACCACCUUCCAGGCUCGCAACGUUUUGCUUGCUCUCGGCGGCCAAGCCUCGAUCCCCAAGCCUCUUCCCCAGAAGCACCCCCGCGUCAUCCACUCGAGCCAGUACGCCAGCGUGAUUCCCAAGCUUCUUCGCGACCAGUCCGCUCCCGUGCGCGUGGCUGUUCUCGGUGCUGGCCAGUCAGCGGCGGAGAUCUUCAACAACGUUCAGAACCUCUACCCCAACUCCAAGACUUAUAUGAUUAUGCGCUCCGAGUUCAUGAAGCCUUCUGAUGAUUCACCCUUUGUCAACUCCAUCUUCAACCCCGAGUUCAUCGACACCAUCCACGCCCGCCCCUCGGCCUACCGCACCCACUUUCUUGCCGACGCCAAGGCGACCAACUACGGCGUUGUCCGUCUCGAGCUCAUUGAGCACCUCUACGAGGUCAUGUACCACCAGCGCCGCGUGCUCGGUACCGACGAGACGAAAUGGCCCCACCGUAUCAUGGCCGCGCGCAAGGUCGUCUCGGUCUCGGAGAAGGGUGAUACGCUCAAGAUCAAGGUCGGCCGCUACUUCUAUGGCGAGGAGGAGGAGACUGAUGUCACCGAUGGACCCAUUGUGGACGAGGAGACGCUCGAUGUGGACGUGAUUAUUUGCGCUACUGGCUACAAGCGCAUGGCGCAUGUGGAUAUGCUCAAGCCCACGUGGCCGCUGUUGCCUGAGGCCGAUCAGGCGCUGGUCGCUGAGGCUGCCAAGGGAUCAUCCAAGGAUAGGUGGUUUGUCGAGGGUGGCGAGGAGAAGAGCAUGAGGGUGAUUGAGGCCAACCGUGAUUAUUCGGUCAAAUUUGGGGAGGGCAAGGUCGCCCAGGGCAGUGGCAUCUGGUUGCAAGGGUGCUGUGAGGGAACUCAUGGUUUGUCUGAUACUCUUCUUUCUGUUCUGUCUACACGGUCUGGCGAGAUCGUCAAGUCAAUUUUCGGUGCUUAAAAAGGUGGAGGGAGGGAGCACGAUGAUACCAAUGUUGUUGCUUGUGUCACAGCGAGAGCGAUUUUUCCUUUUUUUUUUUUUUUUUACAUCCAUUGAUGAUUGUCUGAAUC
This is a messenger RNA of Neurospora tetrasperma FGSC 2508, 2132 nucleotides long. RefSeq lists its product as uncharacterized. The coding region runs from base 442 to 2022 and encodes 526 amino acids. The transcript has 4 exons. The record is from RefSeq and is a predicted model, not a curated record. Gene Ontology annotation, biological process: intracellular iron ion homeostasis. NCBI's taxonomy places the organism in Eukaryota, Fungi, Ascomycota, Sordariomycetes, Sordariales, Sordariaceae.